AUGUUGCGUUCCAGCAUGCUUGGCUCCUCGGCGCGAGCCGCCCUGCGUCCCCGGCCCACCGUCACCGGUCCGUACCGAAGAUUACAAUCCGGAGGCCCGUUCCAGGCUAUGCGACCACCGUCGCCGGCCGAGCUCGGUGCCCCAAAGAAGGCAAAAGAAUACCGAAGGGGACGGCGGUGGGCUCGGCGACUCUUGAUCAUAUCCGCCGUUGGAGGCGUCAUAUACAUUGGGGACAGCCAGAUCUACGCAUCCGGGUUCGGACGAUCAAUGCGCACCUUUGGGACAGGACUCCUUGUCGCCCUCGACUACAAGCUCAACUUUCGCCCUCAGCCGCUCACCGGGGGCACGGUGCAGGACCUACACAACCGCAAUGCGGAGCGGUUGUUCAACCUGCUUCGCGCCAAUGGAGGUCUAUACCUUAAGAUUGGGCAGGCCAUUGCCAUGCAGAGCGCCGUUCUACCCCCGGAGUUUCAAAAGAUGUUUGGCCGCAUGUUUGACGAUGCGCCGCAGGACGACUGGAAGGACAUCGAGAAGGUGAUACGCGAGGACUUUGGCAAGAGUGUCGAGGAGGUCUUUGGUGUUAGCUUCACGGGUAAGGAGGGUAUGGGUUUGAUGGAGCGCAAGGCCCGGGCGAGUGCGAGUGUUGCUCAGGUCCAUUGGGCAAAGCUCGCCGAUGGACGAGAGGUGGCUGUCAAGAUCCAAAAACGAGAGAUUGCCAAGCAGAUCUCGUGGGAUCUGUGGGCAUUCAAGACCGUGACCUGGAUCUACUCCAAGUGGUUUGACCUGCCACUGUACACACUGGUGCCUUUCAUCACCGAACGACUCGAGCUGGAGACCGAUUUCGUCAACGAGGCCAAGAACUCUGCGAAGAUGCGCGAAUUGGUGAAUGCAGAGAGCCGCCUCAAGGGGCGAGUCUAUAUCCCAACAGUGUACCCCGAGUUCACGACAAAGCGAGUUCUCGUAACAGAAUGGAUCGAGGGUGUGAGGCUCUGGGAUAAGAAGUCCAUGACGUCGAGAUGGCUCGGAGGCUACGGCAGGGGUUCGCCGGGCGCCGGAAGCCCCUUGCCCGAGGUCGAUAUGGCCGCCGCCCGCCGGGAGCUCCGGACACGGCCAUACAGGGAGAAUCUCAAGCCGGAGCGCCAGGAGUGGCGGGGCCGCCGAGGCCGAGGCGGACUGGGUCUCUCCACGCGAGAAGUCAUGACGACCAUGGUAGAUCUCUUCUCCGCGCAGAUCUUUAAGUGGGGAGUCGUCCACUGCGACCCGCACCCGGGAAACAUCUUUAUCAGACGGCUCCCCAACGGCCGGGCUGAGCUGGUUCUCAUCGACCACGGCCUGUACGUGUACAUGUCUCAAAAGUUCCGACACGAGUAUGGCACCUUCUGGAAGGCGCUCAUGACGUUCGACAACAAGACGAUUGGACAAGUGACGGAGGAAUGGGGUAUCAAGGCGGCAGAUUUGUUUGCAAGUGCGACUCUGAUGCGGCCGUACGAGGGUGGUGACAUGCGAACGCACAAGGGGAUCAUGAAGGAGCUGGAGGGCAAGACGCCGGGUGAGCGACACUAUGCGAUGCAGCAGCGGAUGAAGCAGGGCAUCCGCGAGAUCUUGACAGACGAGGAGAAGUGGCCAAAGGAGCUCAUCUUCAUCGGCCGCAACAUGCGUAUCGUCCAGGGCAACAACCAGUACCUGGGCUCGCCUGUCAACCGCAUCAAGAUGAUGGGUGAGUGGGCGAGUCGCAGUCUCUUUGAGGAUCCUCGACUGCCACUGGGUCAGCGCCUCCAAAACCGCUGGCGACACGUCAUCUUCAAGGUGGUCAUGACCAUGUCGGAUGUGGCCUUUUAUAUCUUCAAGGUGCGGCAAUGGCUGGGUCUCGGAGGCGGCAUGGAGGACGAGAUGGAGAAGCGCAUGAAGGAUGUUGCUCAGGACUUUGGCAUCGAGCUCCAGCAUGAAGUGUUUGAGGGCUGA
Fusarium keratoplasticum is the source of this 1962-nucleotide messenger RNA. RefSeq names its product ABC1 domain-containing protein. The transcript is spliced from 2 exons. The record is from RefSeq and is a predicted model, not a curated record. Lineage: Eukaryota; Fungi; Ascomycota; Sordariomycetes; Hypocreales; Nectriaceae. Bases 1 to 1962 code for a protein of 653 amino acids.